Molecule: messenger RNA, 3322 nt
Organism: Musa acuminata subsp. malaccensis (wild Malaysian banana)
Lineage: Eukaryota; Viridiplantae; Streptophyta; Magnoliopsida; Zingiberales; Musaceae
Source: RefSeq, a predicted model, not a curated record
GUGAAGGUGUGCAACACUGUGAAGUGUCCUACAUACUUGAAACACUACAAUGGCAAGAUCGAAGGCUAUAGCAUCUCCUCCAUCCCGUCUUCUUCUUCUUCUUCUUCUCCUCUUCCUGUGCGGCUCCCAUGCAGCGCAGCAGCCGAUCCGAGCCGUGGUGGUUCUCAUCAUGGAGAACCGCUCCUUCGACCACAUGCUGGGGUGGAUGAAGUCGGCCCUCGGCUUGCCCAUCGACGGCCUCAGCGGCACCGAGUGCAACCGGCGGUCGGUCGCAGACCCCACCUCCCCCUCCAUCUGCGUCUCCGACGACGCCCGGUACGUCGACCCCGAUCCCGGUCACUCCUUCGUCGCCGUGCGGGAGCAGGUCUUCGGGUCGAGCAACAGCAGCGAAAGCACCGCCGUGCCUUCCAUGUCCGGCUUCGUCCAACAGGCCCUCUCCGUGUCCGAGGACCUCGCGGGCACCGUCAUGAAGGGGUUCAAGCCGGAGAACGUGCCGGUGUAUGCCGCCCUGGCCCAGGAGUUCGCGGUGUUCGACCGGUGGUUCUCGUCGUUACCGGGGCCGACGCAGCCCAACCGACUGUUCGUCUACUCCGCCACCUCCCACGGCGCGACGUGCCACGACAAGGUGCAGCUGGCCAAGGGGUACCCCCAGAAGACCAUCUUCGACUCCCUCCACGACGACGGGCUGGAUUUUGGCAUCUACUACGAGAGCGCGCCGGCGACGCUGUUCUACCGCAACCUGAGGAAGCUGAAGUACGUAUUCAAGUUCCACAAGUUCGGGACGUUCAAGGAUCACGCCCGAGACGGCAAGCUACGGAGCCUGAGCGUGCUCGAGCCGCGCUACUUCGACCUGCUCGGCAAGGCCGCCAACGACGACCACCCCUCGCACGACGUCGCCAACGGGCAGAAGAUGGUGAAGGAGGUGUACGAGGCGCUGCGGGCCAGCCCGCAGUGGAACGAGAGCCUGUUCAUCAUCACCUACGACGAGCACGGCGGCUUCUACGAUCACAUCGCCACGCCCACCGUCGGCGUUCCCAGCCCCGACGGCAUCGCCGGCCCUGCCCCCUACUUCUUCGGCUUCGAUCGGCUCGGCGUUCGUGUCCCCGCCAUCCUCAUCUCCCCCUGGAUCAAGAAAGGCACAGUCGUGAGCAGGCCGCAGGGACCGGCACCGACGUCCGAGUUCGAGCACUCUUCGAUCCCUGCAACCAUAAAGAAGCUAUUCAACCUCACCUCAGAUUUCCUUACCCAGAGAGAUGCUUGGGCUGGCACAUUCCAGAACAUCUUCAGCGAACUCACCUCACCAAGGACCGAUUGCCCUGAGGUGUUGCCGGAUGUGCCGCCGCUGAGGGCGACGAAGGCGAAGGAGCACAGAGUUGUGUCGGAGUUCCAGAGCGAGAUCGUCGAGAUGGCGGCUAUUCUCAACGGAGAUCAUCGCCUGACCAAACACGGGGACAAGACCAUCAAGCGAAUGACGGUGAGGGAGGCUGAUGCUUAUGUGAGCCACGCAGUUGCCAGGUUCUUUCGAGCGAGCAAAGAUGCCAUCGAGAAGGGAGCAGACGAAUCAAAGACAGUAGACAUGGCAGCAGCCAAGCAUGGUUGAUGGAAGGUUACAUGUUCUUGUAGUGGAGAUGAUGAGACUCAAGCAAUAAUCUUGUAGCUAGCAACAAGUGCUUGUUAUAUAGACAGUACAAGUUUGCUUUCAGUGAUCCAAUGACAGCGAGUAGUUAGCAGAAAUGCUUGAUGAACUCAGUAAUCUUAACCUCAAGAACCUUAAUGCAUCUUGACAUCCAUCAUGGUGCUUGUUGUAUGAAGGUGAGCUUGGAGAUUAAAUUCAGAAGCUCCCUUGUCAUUUGCUUCACUGCUUCCUACUUACUGCGACUGAGAGGGAGUAGCAGAAGAGUGCGUUAACGCCAGUUUUGCUUUUAGCAGUCCUUGGGCGACAUGGGUGAGGUAUCAGGAUCACUCUUUUUACGGAUUUCUUAUUGGUUUUGGAUUGUUUUUUGCUGAUGAUUGCAGAAAGAUCUAAUCUUGAGCAAGAGGAGAAGCAGCUAGAGGAGGACGGGAAGAAAGAGUGGCGACCGGAGUAGGAGGAGGAGAAGGGAAAGAACGAUGGAAUUGGUGACGGGAAAAAGGAAGAAGAGAAGGUGGCAGAGAAGCCACCGCCUACCCCGCCGGAAAAAUGUCGACAUGCAUUGUGAGGGAUGUGAGAGGAAGGUGCGGCGGUGCCUCAAUGGCUUACAAAGCAUAGAGAGAUCCGUAAAAAAAUCGAUGUUUGAUGUGUAUUUGGUCAGGUUUUUAAAAAUUGAUCCUAGAAUUGGAUCUUUUUGUGUUUGUUUGGAUCGGAAGGUGCUGAAGAGGUGGUGGCGGACAGCCGCACGCACCGUGUGGCGGUGAAGGGGAGGAAGGCCGCGGAGGAUCCGAUGAAGUGGUGGAGAGAGUCCAGAAGAAGAACGGAAGGAAAGUGGAACUGCUCAGCCCCCUGCCGCCACCGCCGCAGCCGGAGAACAAGGAACAGGAGAAGCGAAGUGAGGAGAAGCACAAAGCAGAGGAGGAGAAGGAGGUGCGACAACCAAACCUACCUCUUCCUAAUUGUCUUCUCGGUCCUCUUCAAAACCUCUGCUUUUAUUUGAUGCAAGGCAGCCGCAAGUGAUCCUUGUUGUGCUCAGAGUCUACCUGCACAGCGACGCCUUCACCCAAAGAUCAAGAAAAGGAUUCUGAGGAUGAAAGGUUACACCUUUAAUUAGACUCCCUCAAAGGAUCCUGCGAGAACCAAACCUACCUCUUCUUCCCAAUCGUCUUAUUAUCAGUCUCUGCUUGUUUUGAACAUAUUUUGUAUUAAGGAGACUGAGAUGAAAGAUUACAUCUUUACAUCCUUCUCUUUAUCAUUAAUCGUUCGAAUUAGUUCAUGUAAGACUCGAGAUUCUGAUCCAAAGCUUCGAUCUUUUCCGUUUGAUUCGGAAUGUAGCAAGAAAGGUGGGAUCUUUUUGGUGGAAACGGGGGUGCAGACGGCGGAGCCGGCCCUGAAGAGCUCGGAGGUGACGGUGAAGGGCGUGUUCGACUCGGCGAGCCUGGUGGCGUACGUCCACAAGCGGCAAGCGGCGGUGGUGAAGCAGGAGACAGAGGAGAACACCAAGGCGGCGGAGAAAGAGAAGAAGGCGGAGACGGAGAAUGGUUUGCCGUUCGAUCAGUGAGCCCUUCCAAAUCAUUGACUAAUGCUUGGUGGGGGUUCAACAGGCUGCUCAGCUUGGAUUGUGGUCCUCAGGAUCAGAACACAAAUGAUUUCUUGCAGAUAAGCAUGGAUGAGGGUAUCUCCAUUUGUGUU